This is a messenger RNA of Tarenaya hassleriana, 1127 nucleotides long. Its product is annotated as UV radiation resistance-associated gene protein. Lineage: Eukaryota; Viridiplantae; Streptophyta; Magnoliopsida; Brassicales; Cleomaceae. Gene Ontology annotation, biological process: SNARE complex assembly. The record is from RefSeq and is a predicted model, not a curated record. Gene Ontology annotation, cellular component: lytic vacuole; endosome. Gene Ontology annotation, molecular function: SNARE binding.
AUGGAAGGAGAAACGGGGCGAAGUUUGUCGGCGAUUUCGAAGAGAGGAGAGAAGGAAGACGAGAAUAAGAUCGAGUGGGAAGAUUUCCACCACGAACUCACGCGGCUAUAGUCUUCCGCUCUGAGAGAAGCCCAAGAGAGGAAGCAAAGCCUGCAGCAGAAGCUUGAGUCUCUCAUUCAGGUCAAUUCCGAGUCAUUGAGACACACUAAUGAACUUGAAGAAAUGCGGCAGAGGUUGGAAGGUAGAAAAUUGAUGGUGGGAAAGGCAUCAAUAGGUUGCAAGGUUGGGGUUCUGAAAAAAAAGAAAAAAGAGGAGAAUCUCGGUAGAGAAGUGAAAUCUUUGUUGGUUGGGGGAACAUCACUUUCGGUUGCUAAAAGUAAACUACAGGAGUCAAGCUGGAAACUAGAAGGAGAAAAAGACUAUGCUCGGUUGAAAGUUGUGACAAGUAAGCUGGUAAAGAGGCAACGAUACAUGAUAACACAAGUGUCGUCUAUCUAUCCAUUGAAGAUUGAGGCUGGACCUUACCAACACCAAGAACUCGAAUCAUUUCCAGGUGGCAGUAGAUUAGGAACUAAACCUGUGAGUCAAGGAUCCGUGACAAUUUUAGAAUUACCUUUCAGUAUGGCUCCAUUUACAAAGAUGAGUUUCUUCACUGACAAGAAGGAGGUCCAGAGGUCUGCAACUGCCCUAGGAUACGUUGCCCACGCUGUGUCGCUAAUAGCAUCCUACAUGAUAGUUCCACUCCGUUACCCUUUGUGCCUUGGUGGUUCCAAAUCUUAUAUUCGGGACUACACACCAUAUAUCGGACCUUCAUCAUCUGACAUGCCCCCGAUAACCACAGUUUCUAAAAAUCAAAAUUUUGUAGAGUUCCCUCUGUUUCUGGAUACAACCCGAAAUGCCUACGCCGUCUUCUUGUUGAGCAAGAACAUCAAGCAGCUGCUGAAUUACGUUUGGGCGGGUAGCAUAGGACCUCGGCAGGUGCUGUCAAACCUAAAGGAGCUCAUCCGUACCAUCCAGCGUCCAACACUCUCCUCUACUCUUCCUCCUCUACUCUUCCUUCUCACACCGCUGCAAUUCACUCUUUUUUGUUAGGCAUGUUGCUUCUUGUUAAGUCUCUUCUACCCAGG